Messenger RNA from Pocillopora meandrina, 2527 nucleotides. The record is from the annotation of a GenBank genome assembly. NCBI's taxonomy places the organism in Eukaryota, Metazoa, Cnidaria, Anthozoa, Scleractinia, Pocilloporidae.
AUGGGAAAACUCGUACUGACUUUGGUUUUCAUUGCAUGUAUCGCCUAUGGGUACUGUCGCUCUUUUUCGGCUGAAGACAACGCACGCUCAGCAGAGAGAGUUAGACAGAAAUUAUUUGCAAGGUAAGUACUAAUUUCGAAAGCAUCACAUUUGCUCUUUGGUUAACGUUUCUUUGUUAGACCUUGAUUGAAUUAAUCCUAAAACUCAUUGUAGGACAUUGUAAACCUGUUAUUAAAACUGCUCGGUGUUCGCUUGGAGAUUUAAUCCGUUCGUCAUCCCAGUGCAUUCGAAUUCACCACGUACGUUGCAUUUUGACAAAUCAAACUGCAUUAGGCGUUGGUAAACGGUAAUUAUUCCCAACAAAAAGGUUAAAAUGAACAAAAGUCCCCCUGGAAAGACCUCCGUUCACAAGUUCGUAAAAGCAGUGGUGGAGAGCUCACACCAACAAGAUUGCCUCGGAAUAGAAAUGUAUCUCUUUGAGAAAUAUCAUGGGAAAUUAAAUAAAAUCACACACAAUACCAACUAAUAUAUGUUUUCGCCUUUUUCAUGUAAGAAAAAAAACUGCUUAGGGCAAAUUUAAGACAGCCCUGAUUAUUAGUCAUCUCUCGCACGGUUUAUAUCCCAUGCUGUGUGGUCAGCUAAAAUCGCCUAAAAAUUUCUGGAGUGUUUUUUUCAAUUUUUUUUUUGGCUCGGUAAGCUCUUCAAUAGAGGAAAAUCUUCACAUUCAGUAACAAGCUUUUAAACAAAAUAAAAUUUGAAAAGCAUUUGUUAGUGGAAAGGAAAUUUUAAAAAAUAAAUUUUAUCAGUUUAGAAAAUUCUCCCUCGAUCAUUGGAUAUCAAUAAUAAUGGUUAUGGAGUUGCUAGGUUUUGAUCCAAAGUCUAGAUCCAUUCGGCACGAUUUCAUUUAAAGAUGAGCUGUUGCCAUGGUAACGGUGAUUGAUUAGCGCAUUCCGCAUUAUGACCGAUCCUUUCUCUCUCAAGGAGUAAAACAAAUACCGUCUGGCUUUCAGGUGUCUCACCAGUCAUUUGACACAAUUUCGAACCAAUAUUGUUUGGAUGGUAGCCCCAAUUUAUUAGUUUAAGAUUCGUGCUUCAAAAAGUGCUUGAUGUUUUCCAACGAGGAGAAAAAUCUCACUCCACGAAAUGCACUAUCAACAAAUUUAACGGAGAAGACGGCCAAACUCGACUACAUUUAGAAGCUCUCCAAACUGUCCACUUUUUAGGACUCAAAUAUGUUACUAAUUCUAUGGAUAACGGAGUUUCCAAACGAAUUAAAUUGUAUUAGGGAAAAGAUAAACUUUGGCCACCAUUUUAUAAAGUUGAGGUAAAAGUCGAAUAUAUGCAAAAUUAGCCUUUUUUCCUUCCAAUUUUUUUCUCAGAGAAGGAGGAAAAAUUAAACUUAAUUACUAAGAUACAUUAUCUGACAUCGAGAGUGCUAGGCAAAAUUCGUUGAUAACAUUUUUGGUCAAAGAACUUAUUAAAUGGUAUGAAACGAAACACAAUUUCGCAGUAUACCUUCGAAUUAUUUGGCAAUUUUCAUCCGAUUCAUGCUUGUGUCACUCACUUCUGUUGAUAUUCUGUUUCAUUAUCUUGACGUUACCAAGGUUAAGCAGGAAGCUUGGCUUGAUAUUUUCUGUAGGGACUUUAAGCCUUCAGCUUUGUAAAUGAUACCUUACGAUGUAAACAUCGGCCAACGUUAUUUGUGCGAUUUCCGCCAUGGAAGUACUGAAAUUCAUUCAGAUCCAGCUCUAAUUCGAGAAAUAAAAGAUAUGCCUCUUUACCAUUUUCCUUACAUGUAGAAAACGGUCGAACAUAUUGCAUUGAAAUACUGCACCACCAAAAUUUGAUUUGUUUAGACUUAGUCCCAACCCCAAGUCAUAUGGCGUCCAUGGCAGUCAACGGCAACAUAGCAGUCAUAUUUAGGGCAAUACUGGCCAGCCACGCGCCAAUUUCCCGCGCAAAAUUUUAAAGGAAGAAUGAGAAACUAGCGCUUUCUCGCAGAAUAAUCAAUACAAAUGGAAAAGUUCAUUGAAAUCUGUAAAAGGAACAAAAUGUAAGGAAAAGCAAAGGUCGAGACUUUUCGAACUCAAAGCUUAUUCAAAUACUGGUAUGCUGUUUAUGUAAUAUUCUAUUUUGAGCUUUACCGAAAAAGCUCCUUCGCUUGUGAAACAUUGUGACUUCCUGGUUUGUGUGGGUGUUUGUAACUUGUGUGAGACAACUUGGUUUGGACAGCCUGAAAGUACGCCAUCUAAUCAUUACAACGUUAUGCACGUGCUCAGACGUAGAAGCACAGACGUCCCAUUUUCUUAACCAACCAAAAAUUAAAAAGACGACUCAACAAUCCUAGCUCAUUACGAUACAAUUCAAAACAAAGGUCACUAACAAGUUCACUUCUUUGCACGACUGUAGGAUGAGUAAAAUGGACGACACCGCUGACACUAAGCGAAGCGGGGAAAAAAGGAGUCAAAACUGUAAACCACCUUACUGUCAGAGUCACGGUUACACUACUGGCUGGCUUAUGGAGUAA